AGACAUGGUUGGCCACAUUGACAUAGGUUGGCCAUGAAGAAAGUCUGUUUUUUGUAAUUUUUUUUGUCGUCACUGCACGAAAUUAGCAGCCAUGUCCAGCAACUGUAAGCCAAAGCCCGGGUGCUUCAGGAGCGACAUCCAAAGACUGCUGCUGGCUGCUGAAGCUGGUCAGAAGGCUGAUAUCCUGACCUACUCCUCAGGUCAUCUGGGGCCACGCUGCCUGAACCAGAGUCAGCCUCACAGGGAGACAAAGCAGUCUUUCUGGAGGAUGUCUCACAGCCUAGAAGAAACCCCAAACCCUCUGACACCCCAGCUGACACGGACAAAGGCUUUGGUCUAUGUAAAGAAGAAAGAAAUGAAAGAGUGUCCCCCUGAGUUCUCCACUGGCACUGCUUUAGUAGAGUCUGAAGUCUUAAGGUCAAGACAAGAUCAGGCUACUCAUUGCUCAUCCCGUGCAGACAAAAGAGAAGAUGGGAAACAGCAUUUUGAUCAGGAAGGCCUGAAUAAUGACGGCCAGCUAAAGACAAAACAACGAUUUGGCAGGAAAGUCAUAGCCAAGCAGGACCUCUGGGCUGGAAGACAUGUUGCUGAAAUGCAUGAGAGGAAACUACAAAAGGAGCUGAGUAGGUUGUCAGUGCACAGCUUGCCCAGCAGAGACCGCCUUGCAGUGUUCAGUGACGUCUUUGAUGAUGUAUGUGAAGGCUCGCCAGUAUUUGGACGCAUCCUGAGGGAAAUUAAGACCGAUUAUGAUUUGUAUGUCAACCACUUGAUGGCUUCCCAAUCAUCACUACAUGACACGUUGCUGGAUACUUCACUCAAAGAUUUUGGCAAUGGCAAAGUAAGGCAAAUGGAGUUGGAAGACGCUGAAAAAGAGGUUUGCAGGCUGGAGCAGGAGGCCAGAAGAGCUCUAGAGGAGAAUAAACGAGUCCGAAAUGAGUCACAGAAUGUUCCAGCUAUCAUAGGCCCAGAGGACAGUGAUAUGAAGAAUACAUAUCUUUCAGGGCUGCAGGACAGCUGCACCAACAAUCUCCAAUCCAAGAGGCUUCAGGUGUUGAACACGUGGAGGGAGAUCCAACAGCUGGAGGAGGAGAUUAAGGAGAAGCUGGUGUCCUCUGUCACAAUCACUGCUACUGAAGGACGCAUCAAACACCUAAAGAAAGAGAUAAUGAGACUGAUAGCCUCAAAUGACUGUCUGAAGACCACAAACAAGGAUCUGGAAAACAACAUCAACAUGGUGCUGGACAGAGAGAAAGCAAGCAGGGCGUUAAGACGGAUGUUAUGGGACAAAAUACAUUGUGAUCUACAAACAGAGAGUAAAUAGCUCAAUCGGCAAGUAAACCAGAGGAUCAUUCCUUGAUAUGGACAUUCCAAAGUGCAAUAAAACAAAGGACUAUGUAUUAAAUAGAGUCACAUAUUUGAUUAGCAAACAACUUAAGUAUAUUAGCUUAUAGCACUUGAGUUUAGUACAUAUAAAAAUGUUUUUGUCCAGAAAUAACACUGUAGACCAUAGCUUAAAACUACCACCAGUAUCAGCAAGCAAGCAAUGACACAAUGUACAAAUACUCCAUUACAAAUUCUGCAUUCAAAAGUACAUAAAUAUUAGUAAAAUGUACAUUAGAUUAAAAAAUACUCAUUAAGUAGACUGGCCCCUUUAAGAGUGUUAUUCUUGAAUAUACAUUUUUACUAUUUUAUUCUUACUCAUACAAUGUUUUAGAAGUAUUUAGAUGUGGUGGG
This is a messenger RNA of Perca flavescens (yellow perch), 1734 nucleotides long. RefSeq lists its product as uncharacterized. The transcript has 11 exons. Lineage: Eukaryota; Metazoa; Chordata; Actinopteri; Perciformes; Percidae. The coding region runs from base 92 to 1321 and encodes 409 amino acids. The record is from RefSeq and is a predicted model, not a curated record.